Molecule: messenger RNA, 554 nt
Organism: Aspergillus saccharolyticus JOP 1030-1
Lineage: Eukaryota; Fungi; Ascomycota; Eurotiomycetes; Eurotiales; Aspergillaceae
Exons: 2
Coding region: 87-446 (119 amino acids)
Source: RefSeq, a predicted model, not a curated record
UGUAGAAUAACUUGUAGCCAGGAACCAGGGUUUAUCUCUUUUCAUCUCUCUUCAAAGAAUUAUCUGGAUCACAAAUAUCUUUGAAAAUGCUCAGUUCAUGUCUAAGUCUCCGGUCUUCGAGACUGGCAACGCUGACCCAGCCUAUCUCUCAGCACGCUCUCUCUGUACACAUUCCUUCACAUACAAAGUAUAUCUCUACCACCACAUCAUGUAGAUUAGCAGAUAGUACCGAGGACACAUCUUCGAAGAACCACGAAAAUACAUCGAGAACCAAGGAGCCCCCUGCCAAAUCGAAAUCGAAAAGCAUCGCGCAGGCAGAUCAGGAACUCAGAGAGCGCCUCGAGCAAAUGUCCGGAGACGGUGGUGCUUCCGGGAUUGAGUAUGAGGAUGGCAAGCCCACGGCCAUGAAGCGCAGCGUGCGCAAUAACAUGUUUCGUUAUAUUUAAGGGGAAGGGCUACUGCAGUGGUAAACGAGAUCAUGUUCCGUCAAUCAUGUAUCCUAGACUCAAUUGUAGCAUAUAAUGUCAACAAGAGCAGCGUAAUGGCCGCCGUCG